AUGACUCAACCACUAUUUAAGGAUGACUUGCUGGUAAAUAUGGUACCAGAAGAAGUUCUACGCUCACUAGAAGAUAAAUCUGUUUCGAAUAGAAAUAUACUGGACAUGGAAAUAGAAACUCCAUCUACAUCGAAAGACAUACUUCAGAGUCCAGCUUCUAUUCUAAUAAGACUAUGUUGUAAUAAGAUUCCUACACAUCACUUUACAUCGCAGCAAUUUCUACGCAAACAAGACUUUCAUUUCAAAAUAAACCUACGGAAAUACAGCAAAACGAUUUGGACGCCUGCUAACGUUCCAAAAAAUGGUCCUUCGUCGUCGGAUCUCUUGAACUUGCAAGAAAAAACGAAGAGUUACUGCUUCAAGAGAACAAAGAAGAUUUUCAAAAAAGAAACAAGUACGCGCGAGUUAUUAGUGUUGGUUUGCUUGACCACACUAAGAUACUUGGAAGCAUUUAUCAUAUACGUACGUGGCCACCAAGCGGUGAUAAACGGCCAUCAAGCGUACGGAAGCAUAGUGGACUACCUGACGACUCCACGCACCCUUCACGGGUGUAACAGUCAGACCCCGCCGGUAAGGAGUGGACCGCUUUGGAGCCACAAGUUGGCACGCAACGACGAGUGUGGACAUUCCCGCCACACUCUGAUGCACCCGUAA
Molecule: messenger RNA, 654 nt
Organism: Arctia plantaginis
Lineage: Eukaryota; Metazoa; Arthropoda; Insecta; Lepidoptera; Erebidae
Source: the annotation of a GenBank genome assembly